This is a messenger RNA of Sporothrix brasiliensis 5110, 1770 nucleotides long. Its product is annotated as MFS transporter Fmp42. The record is from RefSeq and is a predicted model, not a curated record. Gene Ontology annotation, cellular component: fungal-type vacuole membrane. NCBI's taxonomy places the organism in Eukaryota, Fungi, Ascomycota, Sordariomycetes, Ophiostomatales, Ophiostomataceae. Gene Ontology annotation, biological process: transmembrane transport. The transcript has a single exon. Gene Ontology annotation, molecular function: transmembrane transporter activity. Bases 1 to 1770 code for a protein of 589 amino acids.
AUGUCUCUCAACCGCGUAGCUUCAUUGGAGUCCUUUUCCUUCGUACCGGCUGAAUCGAGCUCCCGGCUGCACUCUCGACGCUCCUCCGACGCCUCCAUCUCCGUCCGCUCCCGCAAGCUGAGCUUCAACCCGCUGCCCGACGAGUGGGAUCCCAUUAACGAGCGUGCCGACAACAUCCAGGCCGUCGGUGCCUUUGAGGUGCCCAAGUGGAAACGCGUUGUCCAGGUCUUUGCUACUGUGGUCUACUGCUUACUUGCCUCGGGCAUCGUCUUUGGCUAUGCCGCCAUCAAGCCCGUGUUAAAAAAAGAAGGCGCCUACCGGGAUGUCUGCGUUGCCUCAGCUGGGGCCUCCUCCUUGGCGACCGCCGCCGACGCCGAUGCCGACAUUGAUACUUGCGUCGAGAUCCACCUCAACUUUAUGUUCACUACCGCCGCUGUUGGCACCAAUGUCGCCGCCCUGCCCAUUGGUGCAAUCCUCGACCACUACGGCCCCCGUGUCUGCGGUUUGAUGGGCGCCGGCUUUUUGGGCGCCGGAGCUUUGCUGCUUGCCUAUGCCGCCGAUGUGCCCUUUGAUGGCUUCUUGUUGGGCUAUUUGCUGCUGGCCGUCGGUGGCCCCUUCACCUACAUUUCGAGUUUCCAGCUGUCCAACGCCUUCCCGCGCCACUCGGGCCUCAUCUUGGCCCUGCUAACUGGCGCUUUUGACGCCUCGAGUGCGCUGUUCUUGGUAUACCGCAUCCUCUUCGAAAAAGCCGACGGUGCCUUUGGCCACCAAAAGUUUUUCCUGCUCUACCUCGUCGUGCCUGUUGUCAUUGUCGUGCUGCAGCUCACGCUGAUGCCGCGCCAGUCCUACAAGACCGUGGGCGAGCUCAUUGAGCAGAUCGACGCGCCGCUCUUGAGCGACCUCGAGGGGCCGCAUUUGACGGGCCACACCACCAACCAGGCCAGCCAGCAGUACCGCGACGACCAAGUCGACGAGAAUACCGCGCUCCUCCAAGAAGAGGCGCGCGCCCAUCGCGAGGCCGUCGUCGCCGACAUUGAAGAGCUGCUGGGCUCGGAGCGUGCCGACAAGCAGGCCAGCCGGGAGGUGACCAAGAACGAGAUUUCGGGCGUCUGGGGCGCCAUGCACGGCAACAGUGCGCUCGAGCAGAUCCGCUCGCCCUGGUUUAUUCUCAUCUGCCUGUUCACCGUCGUGCAAAUGACGCGCAUCAACUACUUUGUCGCCACCAUCCGCCCGCAGUACGAGGCCCUGCUCGGCUCACACGAGGCCGCCGUCGCCAUCAAUAACUUUUUCGACCUGGCCCUGCCGCUGGGUGGCCUCAUAUCGAUUCCUUUCAUUGGUAUCUUCCUCGACCACAACAGCACCGUCGCAGUUCUGACUGUGCUCGCCGUCGUUGCCACGACCAUUGGCGUCUUUGGUAUCAUCCCAAGGACAUGGGCCGCCUACGCCAACGUCAGUCUUUUUGUGUUGUACCGCCCCUUUUAUUACACAUCCGUCUCCGACUACAGCGCCAAAGUAUUUGGCUUCCGUACCUUUGGCACUGUCUACGGCACCAUCAUCUGCCUGUCGGGUCUCUUCAACUUCUCCCAAUCGGGGCUCGACUACCUUUUCCAUAAGGUCUUCGACGGCAAUCCCGUUCCCGUCAACAUAAUCCUGCUGGUCCUGGGUCUGAUUAUUGGUACUUUCCUCGUCGCCUUCGUAGGCGUCCAGUCACGGGGCAUUAAGCGCAAGCUGCUUGAGCAAGAGGCGGAGAAUGCCUUUUUGAGCGAGUAG